This is a messenger RNA of Aspergillus aculeatinus CBS 121060, 1533 nucleotides long. Its product is annotated as phytoene desaturase family protein. Gene Ontology annotation, biological process: carotenoid biosynthetic process. NCBI's taxonomy places the organism in Eukaryota, Fungi, Ascomycota, Eurotiomycetes, Eurotiales, Aspergillaceae. Bases 1 to 1533 code for a protein of 510 amino acids. Gene Ontology annotation, molecular function: oxidoreductase activity. The record is from RefSeq and is a predicted model, not a curated record. The transcript is spliced from 6 exons.
AUGAAAAAGCCAUCGGUUGUUAUAGUCGGAGCCGGCACCGGCGGCAUUGCAACAGCCGCUCGACUUGCUCGCGAUGGGUUCAGGGUGACCGUUCUCGAGCAGCACGAUUUCCUGGGCGGCCGAUGCUCGCUGCAGCAUCGAGACGGAUACCGAUUCGACCAAGGCCCCUCGCUGCUGCUAAUGCGAGAGAUCUUCAGCGAGACGUUCGACGACCUCGGGACCUCGCUCGAAGCAGAGGGUGUAGAGCUACUGCAAUGUGACCCCAACUACUGUAUCUGGUUCUCCGACCACGAUACCCUGGAGAUGUCGUCGAAUCUCUCGAAGCUGAAGCGCGAGGUUGUGCGCCUCGAAGGCCCCCAGGGCUUCUCCAAACUCCUGGACCUCCUCAAGGAGACGGGUCGCUACUAUGAUCUGACGGUGCAGUAUGUUCUGCGCCGGCACUAUCCGUCCUUGCGCGCCCUCCUCUGUCAGCCGAAUGUCUUCGGGAUGCUGCUGGCCAUGCGUCCCUGGACGACCAUGUACGGCCGAGCGCAGCACUAUUUCACCAGCACCAAGAUGCGGCAGGCCUGGACCUUUGCCUCGAUGUAUAUGGGCAUGAGUCCGUACGAGGCGCCGGGGACAUACGCGCUGCUGCAGUGCUCGGAGACGGUCGACGGGAUCUGGUAUCCGCGCGGUGGGUUUCAGCGGGUCCUCCAAGCGCUCGCCGACAUCGGCCAAACCCAGGGGGUCGAAUACCGGCUACGCAGCCCAGUGGCUCGCAUUCUCCUCUCCGACGACCAGCACACUGCGCGGGGCGUGCGCCUGCACUCAGGCGAAGAGAUCCUGGCGGACGUCGUCAUCGUCAACGCGGACCUCGUCUACGCCUACACCCACCUCCUCCCGCCCUGCCCGUAUGCCGCCGCGCUCACGCAACGCGCGACCUCCUGCAGCAGCAUCUCCUUCUUCUGGGCGGUGGACACGCCGCUGCCCCAACUCCGCCCGCACAACAUCUUCCUGGCCGAGCACUACCGCGAGAGCUUCGACGCGAUCUUCAUCCAUCACAGCAUUCCCGCCGACCCGUCCUUCUACGUCAACGUCCCCAGCCGGAUCGAUCCCACCGCCGCGCCGGAGGGCAAGGAAGCGCUGGUCGUGCUGGUUCCGGUGGGCAGUCUGCGCAGCUCCGGAGAAGGGAGUCGCCAGGAUGAAUGGGGGGAGGAGAUCGUCGCACAUACCCGCGAGCUGGUCCUGCGCACCAUCGAGUCCCGCACGGGGAUCCGGAACCUCAGCGCACACAUCCUCCACGAGAAUUCAAUCUCGUGCGGCGCGAUCCUGGGGCUGUCGCACUCUUUCGGCAAUAUGUUGAAUUUCCGGCCUGCAAUGAAGCACGCGAGCAUCAGCGGGCUGUACUUCGUCGGCGCGAGUACGCAUCCCGGGACGGGCGUGCCGAUCUGGCUUACGGGAGCGAAGUUGGUUGCGCAGCUGGUUAAGCGGGAUGUCGAUGGCGGUCUUAAUGCUGUUCAUGCUCAAACCCUGCUGUUAGUGAGCUUGAGGUGA